AAGUAGGACUUUUCGGGAACAUCCCACGAGACCUCAAGGCAGGCGCUGAAGCCUGCAAUUAAGCGGGGCUAAAGAUUCCUUGGCUGAUCUCCCAUUCCACCCGGUUCUCGUCUGAACUUUGCCAGGCGGGCAACCGCCCGGGUAAUUGAUCACUGUGCCACCAGAACACCCCCUCCUCUUGAUUCCAGCAGUGCAGGAGUGUGCAACAUGAAUAAUCAAAAAAUGGUGAACUGCCUCUUGCAAGAAUGCAAGCAAAUGCUGGAGCAGCCCUCACUUACGGUGGAAGACCAGCCCAAGGAAAGCAAGAAUCAACUCUUCGGAGCUUCACUCCCUGAGGAUUUGAGGACCCUCAUCGAAGAGGCCAAGGAAAUGAAGUGGCCCUUUGUGCCAGAAAGGUGGCAAUACAAACAAGCCAUAGACCUUGAAGACAAAACAAAUUUGCAAGAUAUGAUCAAUGCAAGGCUGCAUGAGUUACUGGUUUGCUUAAAAACCUCCAUUGUCAACAGAGACUAUCUGACAGCAACAGCUAUUGCAUUUCUGGUUGACCGGUUUUUAUAUUGGGUUGAUGGUUCCAGCCAGCUUCUUCAAAUUGUCAAACGGCUGCAUCAGUUUGAGCCUACGGUACCAAUUGCCCCUCAACUGGUUAUCCGUCAGGCUCGCAUCUCUGUGAAUUCAGGUAAAUUAUUGAAGGCUGAAUAUAUUCUUAGUAGUCUUAUUAUUGACAAUGGAGCAACAGGAGUAUGGAAGUACUGCAAAGAAAGUGAUCGUAUUCUUGUUCAAUCUGUCUGUAUACAGAUCAGAGGACAGAUUCUACAGAAACUGGGGAUGUGGUAUGAAGCAGCAGAGUUGAUUUGGGCCUCUAUUUUGGGUUAUUUUACACUUCCCCUGCCAGAUAAGAAGGGAAUAGCUACCUCACUGGGUAUUUUGGCAGACAUCUUUAUAUCCAUGAGUGAAGAAGAUUACAUCAGAUUUAAAAACAAUUCACAGCUUGGCCUGAACCUUCUUAAAGAAUUCGAUCAUCGUUUACUUUCAGCUGCCGAAGCUUGCAAGCUGGCUGCAGUCUUGAGUCAGUUCACACCAUUAUUUGUGCUCACUGCAGUUAAUAUCCGGGGAAUGUGUUUGCUAACUUACAGCUGUUCAAAUGCAUGUCCUCCAGAAAAGCAAGCAUUUUAUUUAUCACAAGCAAAGGAAUCCUUUGAAAUUGGUUUAUUGAGCAAGAAGGACAAAGAACUAGUCACCAGCAAACAGGAGCUUCACAGUUUUAUCAAAGCAGCUUUCUCCCUUGCCAAAGUACACCAGCGGCUGUAUGGAGAAAGCAAGGGCCUUAAUCAGGUGAAUCAGUUGUGCCAGGAAGCUUUGGAGAAGCUUUAUGCUUACAGUUAUUCACUUCAAAAUGAAGAGCAGGAAAAAGAACUGCUUGCUAAAGACAUUAUGUCCCUGGUCAUGUCGGUUAAAGAACAAUUGCAAGUGCAAAAUUUUCCUAAUUCAGAUGCCAAAUCCUACAUUCCUGAUAGCUAUAAAACGGAUGUCAAAAAACAGGUUCUGAAUGGUGAUUUGAGCUUUGUGGAGGUUCUCAGAAUGUAUUUUCAGCAUCAUGAAUCAGUCUGUGAUGUUUUUGAAAGUACUUGCAGAAAUCAUAAAAUUAGACCAGGAAAAGGGAAGGCAAGGGCCUGUAUAACAACUUUGAAGACUGAAACCAGAAAUAUGGAUACCAUAUGUGCUACUGAAGCAAAUUGUCAUUGUGAAAAUCAGAGUGUAGCAAUCCCAGUUUCACAGACAGCAGGGAAAAGACACGAUGGCCUUAAAGACCAAACAGGAAAGAAAAUUUCUCGCAUUGUUACAAGGAGGGUUUCUCUUGAUGAACAGACAGAAAGUGAAACUUCUGAUAAUCAAAAGAAAGCUGGUGAGAUUUCAGUUGAUUCCCAAAGUGGGAAUAAAGUCUUUAGUGAACUGGGAACUUGGAGCAAAUUGUCCAGAUCAAGCUCUAAUACUAGUUGGGAAGAAAUUGUCAAUAAUAAAAAAGAUCUACCCCAAGAUAAGGUGCAGAAGGCAAAGAAUACUAUGGAGUUGCCUGAAGAUAUUGAAAAGAAAAUUCAAGAAAGUGAUCUUUGUUUAUUAACUAAUAAAAUACACAAAAUCACACUUCAACACUCUCAAAAUGACACAGGUUCUUUAAAGCAUCCCUUUCCAAAAAGCAUACCUUUCACUAAUACACCAAAAGAAUUGGACCCAAAUUUAAAAAAGAAGCAUAUGGAGGCAGGAGUGGAUGCUUCAAAACAGUCACCCAGCAGAGCUAGUAGCAGCAACUCCAAACAAGAUAGAGUAAUGAGUUUUACAUCUGAAAAAGAUCCUUUUGGAAUAAUUUCUUCAGGGAAGGUUGCCAGAACCAAGGACAGCAGCAAUGUUACUAUUUCUAGUAUUGGAAAAGGAAGCAUCGAAGACAAUGCAAACCAUACACGAGAUUCAAGCCCAAUAAGUAGAAAUCAUUGGCAAAUUGUUGACUUAGAAGGAGAAACAGAAGAUGGGACAGAUGAUUCACUAAUGAAUCCAGAUCUACCCAGUGAACAGAUAUUACCUGUUUUUGUAAGAAACAAUGUAUUUAAAGCUGAAUGUGACCCUUUUGUACAAAAUUGGAUCAACCAAUCUGCCAAUAUGACAUUAACAGGAUCCUCCUCUAAAAUAUCUGAAGUUAAAACACAAACAGAAGAUGACUGGGAACUGGUUUCUGAUGAUAGAAGAGAAUUAACAGACCAUUGUACUAAUGAAGGUAUAAUAAAAGAUCCACAAAAUCACAGGACUGAGACCCCAAGUGAUUUAUUAGGAUCGGGCAACAAGCAGGUUUCAAAUCAUUCUAGUGACUGUGCUACAACUGAAGAAGAUGAAGGUGAAAAUGUGGGGGUCAUUUUAAACAGCAGCCACAGCUCAAGCUCUCUGAAAUCAUGGUACAAAGGACCCAGUUUUUCCAGUAGUUUUUCUAAACUGGGAAGUUCUCCCUUAAUGAAUUCUAGCGGAAGCUCUUUUUCUUUUAUUAGCAUGGUCAAAGAACAAAUGCAACAAGCUCGUACUCUGAGUAAUGAUGAUUAUAACAAGCUGUUUUCGGGUGUUGAACAUUCUUGGCUAGUUGAGAGAAUGAAGAAUACAGGGGUCUUUAAACCAAACCUCCUUCAUAAAACACACCAUGCUCUUCUUUUGAAAUAUUCUAAGAUAUCUGGGCUGUGGACAGCUCAGGAAACAGCUGCAUAUAUUGGAGAUAACUUGAGUGUGGCAAAGAAAGGCAAGCAGAGAAAUGCUUUUUGGAUGCACUUUCUGCACCAAGAAGAAACCCUGGGAAGGUAUGUUGGCAAAGAAUACAAAGAAGAAAAAGAGAUUAUGUACCAUUUCAAUGAUGUGGAACGGCAAAUGACAGCUCAAUACUAUGUGACAGAAUUCAACAAAAGACUGUAUGAGCAAAAAAUCUCUACACAAAUCUUUUACAUUCCAUCAGUGGUACUCUUGAUACUAGAAGGCAAGUCUAUCCAAGGAUGUGUAACUGUGGAACCCUACAUUCUAGGAGAAUUUGUGAAGUUAUCCAACAACACCAGUGUAGUAAAGUUGGAGUACAAAGCCACAGAAUAUGGACUUGCAUAUGGUCAUUUCUGCUAUGAAUUUUCCCAAGGCACAGAUGUGGUGGUCGAUUUACAAGGCUGGGUGACAGAUAAUGGAAAAGGCCUCAUCUAUCUUACUGAUCCCCAGAUCCAUUCUGUCUCUAAGAAAGAAACAUCAGGCCUCACAAACUUUGGAAAGAAAGGAAUCUACUAUUUCUUCAAUAAUCAGCAUACAGAAUGCAAUGAAAUCUGUUCCCGUCUUUCAUUGACAAGACCUACCAUAGAGAAACCAAAGUGAUAUUAGAUGAUCUGUGCCCCUUUACCCAAGAGUCCCUGAUGUGACUUUUCAAUAAAUAUCUUUUCCCUUUUUUUGAAA
Molecule: messenger RNA, 3960 nt
Organism: Thamnophis elegans (Western terrestrial garter snake)
Lineage: Eukaryota; Metazoa; Chordata; Lepidosauria; Squamata; Natricidae
Gene: ALPK1
Product: alpha kinase 1
Exons: 14
Coding region: 208-3882 (1224 amino acids)
Biological process (GO): protein phosphorylation
Molecular function (GO): ATP binding; protein serine/threonine kinase activity
Source: RefSeq, a predicted model, not a curated record